This is a messenger RNA of Protopolystoma xenopodis, 258 nucleotides long. NCBI's taxonomy places the organism in Eukaryota, Metazoa, Platyhelminthes, Monogenea, Polystomatidea, Polystomatidae. The record is from the annotation of a GenBank genome assembly.
AUGCAAGCAGCUGCACUCCGAGCAACUUCUAGAACAAGUCAGCACCGAACAAAGCGACCUCUGAGGAUGAAAAGGAGGGUUCAGGAGCGCGUGGUUGAGGCAGGCAGACGCCGCCGCCUGGCGGACCUGUUUCAUCAAAUGGAUAUAAAUCAAGACCGUGUCCUGUCGCAAGACGAAGUAAAUCUUUUUCUGAUGAGCUCCGGCUACGACCCAGGCGCAAUCAUAGUGAGCAUAUCACAAGCAUCAGUAUAUCUUUGA